Oncorhynchus mykiss (rainbow trout) is the source of this 3504-nucleotide messenger RNA. RefSeq names its product E3 ubiquitin-protein ligase TRIM39. Gene Ontology annotation, molecular function: protein binding; zinc ion binding. The record is from RefSeq and is a predicted model, not a curated record. NCBI's taxonomy places the organism in Eukaryota, Metazoa, Chordata, Actinopteri, Salmoniformes, Salmonidae.
UUAACUUGAGCUCCUUAUUGUUGCAUGUAGAAAACCGAUCUCUCCCUUCCCGUCUAACAGGACCGUAGAGUGGCAUUGCCUUAUUCUCACGGGAGCUGAAUUUGAAAAGGAAAAAAAAGAUUUACCUUUGCUUCCUCUGUACUUGUUUUCUCAAUUAAUCUUAUUGAAGGAGGUCUGAAAGUCAUCUUGGGUAUUCCCCUCUUAUGGAGUUCAGGAGACCCAGGGGAAGAUCUCAAUUGCAUACUCCUCGUGUCCUCUCUAGUCUCAGUCUCAAAACCCACUGGAUGAGUAAGCCAGGGGUCCCUCCCUUCUGAACUCUUCCUCCAAUCGGUUUUGAGGAGGAGACUACGCGAGGGGUAUGAAAUUGUGCUCUUUUCCAGGAUGGAGGAAGCAAGGGUUGAAUGCUAGUAAUGUUUUCAGACAGCCAAGGUUUAGGGUCAUGUAGUGCUAGACUUGGGCAGGAGCUCACUGUAACUGGGUACUUGCAAAGGUGAUGGUCACAGUAGACGGUCUAUUCCCAAACCACUCCAUAUUGAUUGGGGUGAUCUGUUCAGAAUGCUGCAGAUGGUAAGAGGGCAAUGUUUUUUUUAUUUUAUCUGGGCUGCAUUCCACUUCUACACUUCUCAAAGUGUACUUGAGCAUUCAUGUAUUUGAAAGCAUUGGAUUGGUGUAAGCAUUGGCUGCAAAGUUUCCACCACUGUUAAAUCUCUAACUGGGAGUGUACACUUCAGGAGGAAGGAGACAUUGGCACUCAAUCAUGACUGGGAGUAUGCAAGUGUAAGCGACAGAAGAGUUGGGAAUCGGGAUGCUGCCUAGACUGCAAGUACAAUACAGUGAAGUAGGGAGAACCCUCCGGAGUCCUGUACAGAGACACGGGACUGUGUGGACACAUGAGAAACAGGAUACCUUAAUCAGCAUGCAGAGUGUGAGAUCCCCAGCGAAGGGGGGCACCUUAUCAGAGGAGUCAUUCCAAUGUUCUAUCUGUCUGGAGGUCUUCGUAGAGCCUGUCUCGACGCCCUGCGGACACAGCUUCUGCAAGGCCUGUCUUCAGGGCUACUGGGAUCACAGCAAGAAGUUCCAGUGCCCCAUGUGUAAGAAGAGCUACACCCGGAGGCCGGAGCUCAGCAUAAACCGUGUCCUCGCCGAGAUCUCUUCCCAGUUCCAGGGGCUCGAUGUGGGGGUGACUUCACCGAACACGAAGGCAGGUGCGGUGGCUGGGUGUCUGGCGGUGGGACAUGGGUUUCACGGAGAGUCACCUGCGGCGGAGGGUGGAGAGUUCGCCCGGGCGGGCGAGGUGCCAUGUGACGCAUGCAUUGGGAGGAAGAUGAGGGCAUUGAAGUCUUGUCUCAACUGUCCCGGGUCAUACUGCGACGCACAUCUCCGACAUCACAAGAAGGUGAAGUCUCUGACAUCCCACCGCCUGGUUGAGCCCAUGCACCGCCUGGAAGAGAAGAUCUGUAAGAAGCACGAGCGCCUGCUGGAGGUCUACUGUCGUAACGACCAUGGCUGCGUCUGCAUCUCCUGCGCAGAAGCCUCACACAAGACCCACGAGAUCGUCUCCGUCGACCGUGAGUGGAAGAAGAAGAUGAGUCAUCUGGGCAAGUGGAGGUCAGAGCUUAAACACCUAAUCAAGGAGCGGGCCAAGAAGUUGGAGGAGAUCAACCAGUCCAUACGGGUCAUAAAAAGCACUGCCCAGAGGGAGUUGGAGGACAGCUGGCAGGUAUAUGCAGAGCUGCAGCGUCUAGUGGAGCAGAGCCAGGCUGAGCUGGUGGAGCUGAUCGCUACGAGACAGCGUGAGGCGGAGAGGCAUGCCCAGGAUCUGGCCAGAGGUCUGGAGGACGAACUGAGCCAGCUCCGGAAGAGGAGCGGAGAGCUGGACGCCCUGGCACAGAACCAGGAUAAAGUCAUCUUCCUCCAGAGCCUGCCCACCCUGGCGCCCCUCCCAGAGCCCAGUAAUUGGUCAGGCGUGAGUGUGAACACAGACCUCUACCUAGGAACCAUCCAAUCAUCCGUAAGCACCCUUGUCGACAGGUUCCAGGAAGAACUGAAGAGUCUGUAUGGAAAAGAGCUCAGGCAGCUGCAGAACUAUGCAACUGAAGUGUACCUGGACCCGGGUACUGCCCAGAGGAACCUGGUCCUGUCAGAGGACGGUCGCCAGGUGAUAUACGAGGAACGGAAGCACAACCAGUCGGAAGGCACUCGUCGCUUCAGCCCUGCACUCUUUGUGCUCGCUCGCGAGGGCCUCUCCUUUGGACGCCAUUACUGGGAGGUUGAGGUGGGCCGCAAGACUGCCUGGACUGUGGGUGUGAUGCGGGCAUCGGCCCGCCGGAAAGGAGAGAUAAAGCUGAGCCCUGAUGGAGGGUACUGGUGCCUGUGGCUGAAGAGUGGGGAGGUCAAGGCUCUGGCAUCCACUCGACAGCCCCUCCAGCUGACCUCUCACCCCCAGAAGAUUGGCAUCUUCCUUGACUAUGAAGGUGGCCAGUUGUUGUUCUACGACGUCAAGGCGCGCACACACCUCUUCACGUUUGUGGAUACUUUCAGUGAGAGUUUGUAUCCGAUAUUCAGUCCCUGUCUCAACCAGGAUGGAAAGAACACGGCCCCGCUCAUCAUCAGUACUGUGAAACAUAGCUGAGACAACAUGGCAUGGGUUGUGUCCCAAAUGGCAUCCUAUUGCCUAUACAGUACACUAAAUUUGACUGCACUCCUAUGGGCCCUGGUCAAACGUAGUGCAGGGAAUAGAGUGCCAUUUGGGAUGCAAACUUGACGACAACCCAUUCUGCUCAGAGGUUGACCAAUCACAGUUUAGCCACUUGAUUAGGGGCCUGAGUUCUUCCUCACUGUGUGAUCUUACCAGGAAAAACUGUGGUACCCUAGUGAUAGCCAAUAUACUAUAUAACUAAGGACCAGGGUUUUCGUCAGGUUACGUAACAUGGUCAGGAAAAGCUAAUGUUUGAUUGACCUUACUGUCCAGAUUCUUACUUGCUUUAAUACACAGAAGUCUAAUGCUUUACAUUUUAACUAUUUUGAUAGCUGGAUUAAUCAAAAUGGAUAUUUAGUUUGGUAUUGCCAUACUUUAAUUUGAUUAUUGCUUUACUAAACAUGUUAAGUAUUUGUUAAAGGGAUCGAUCUUUGGAUAAAAAUAUAUCUUCUAAUAAUCCUUACUGUGGAACAGUUGACCUUUUUUUUAUGUCUCAUUCUAUAUUUUUAAUAAGUCUAAAGUAAAUUGAAAGCUAUAAACAUAACUACAGUACAGCAACUUCGUGUGUGUACGAAUGGAGUCCCGACUCCGACAUUGCUUAUGCUAAAACUUCAAUUCCAUUGUUUUACUUUUUGAUUGGUGUGUAUUCUUAGAUAUUACUGCACAGUUGGAGCUAGGAACACAAGCAUUUCACUACAUACACAAUAACCUCUUAAAUAUGUAAAUACAGUACAGCAAAUUCAGAGAAGUUUUUACUUUUGUACUUCAAUCUGCAGCUUUUAAAUAAAGAUGUUCUAUCAAGUAAA